AGCGAUCGUGUCUCGUACAGAUCAGUUGGUGGCGUGCGCUCUAACCCUGCGGGUGUGGUGUGAUCGUGAUUGUGAUUGUGAUCGUGUAGCGAGAAGGAUAUCGAGGACACCGAUAAAGUCUAGUGAAUUGUCCUCCUCCUAUUCCUCCCCCUUAAACGUGUCCUUGUUGGCAAUGCGCAAGCGCAAGUGCGUACAAAUGUUCGAUUUCAUUGUGAUAACUGUGCAAAAAUAAUUAAAACUCAAGUGAGAUACAUUUCAAGUGGACUUCCAUAUAAACAUACAUACAUAUAAAUAAAAAUAUAUACAUAUAUAGUAUACGCAUUUGUGUUAUUUGUCCAAGAAGUUUGUCAAGUGGAGAGCCAAACGCUGUCGAUUAAUACAAAUCAGCAGCGAAAUGGAUUUAUCGAGGCGGUUGCGCUCAACUGCCUUGGUAGCAUUCAUUGUCCUAAUUGGCAUACAGAACUCACAAAGUAGAUUCCCUGGACUACGUGCAAAAAGACAGUAUGGAGCGAAUUUAUAUUUGCCCGAAAGCUCCGUGACACCCGGAGGCGAGGGUAAUGAUCCUAAUGAGUGGACGGAUUGGAGUUCCAACUCCGCUUGCUCUCGCACCUGUGGAGGCGGUGUGUCCUAUCAGACACGCGAAUGUCUGCGUAGAGACUACAAUGGCGAAGCUAUGUGCACUGGUGGCAGUCGUCGUUACUAUUCCUGUAACACUCAGGACUGUCCAGAGGAGGAGCCGGACUUUAGGUCGCAGCAGUGCUCCCGCUUCGACGACACCGAAUUUGAUGGUGUCCUCCAUGAGUGGGUGCCCUACACAAAUGCGGCAAAUCCCUGCGAGCUUAACUGCAUGCCAAAGGGCGAACGCUUCUACUACCGCCAUAAAGAGAAGGUUGUGGAUGGCACACGGUGUAAUGACAAGAGUUUGGACGUCUGUGUGAAUGGACAGUGCAUGCCCGUUGGCUGCGAUAUGAUGCUGGGCAGCAAUGCCAAGGAGGAUAAAUGCCGAAAGUGCGGUGGAAAUGGUAGCACCUGCAAGACCCUUCAAAACACCUACGUCUCUAGUGAUCUUGCUCCUGGCUACAACGAUCUUCUGCUCAUCCCCGAAGGAGCCACGAACAUUCGCAUUCAGGAAUCAGCACCAUCGAACAACUAUCUGGCCUGUCGCAAUCAGACAGGACAUUACUAUGUCAACGGCAACUGGCGCAUCGAUUUUCCCCGUCCCAUAUUCUUUGCGGGCGCCUGGUGGAAUUAUGAACGCAAGCCUAUGGGAUUUGCGGCUCCCGAUCAGCUGACAUCCAGUGGUCCCAUUUCCGAGAACAUCUACAUUGUUAUGUUGGUGCAGGACAAGAAUGUGAGCGUUGACUAUGAAUACAGCAUUCCGGAAUCACUGAGCCGCAAACAGCCUGAUGCUCAUACGUGGACGCAUCGGGAGUUUGGACCUUGCAGCGCCACCUGCGGAGGCGGCACUCAGUCCCGUCAGGUUACCUGCCACAAUCGCAUCAACUUGCAAGAGGUCGAUCAGACUCUUUGCGAUGCUCAGUCAAAGCCAGAUGAGACUCAGGUCUGCGGUGUUGAGCCAUGUGCUCCACACUGGGUCGAGGGUGAAUGGAAUAAGUGCUCCAAGGGUUGUGGAUCAGAUGGUUUCCAAAAUCGUACCAUUACUUGUGAACGCAUUUCCUCUGAUGGAGUUCACACUGCUGAAGAUGAUGCCGUUUGUCUUAAGGAAGUUGGAAACAAGCCAGCGACAGUUCAGGAGUGUAAUCGUGAUGUCAAGAACUGUCCUAAAUAUCAUUCCGAUCCCUGGAAGCCUUGCGACAAGUUGUGUGGAGAGGGUAAGGAGACCAGGAAGGUGACAUGCUUCAUCAAAGAGAAUGGUCGCAAGCGCGUUCUGCCCGACGAGGAUUGUGUGGAGGAUAAGCCUGAGGUCGAAAGGACUUGUCUUUUGGCACCUUGUGAGGGCGUAGAUUGGAUCGUAUCUCAGUGGAGUGGUUGUGAAGCCUGCGGCCAGAAUACUGAAACUCGGACUGCGAUUUGCGGCUCCAAGGAUGGAAAGGUCUAUCCAGAGAAGUUCUGUGGAGCAAAGGCUCCUGAGUUGUCCAGAUCGUGCACAUCGUCGAAGUGUGAGUCUCAAUGGUUUACAUCCGAAUGGAGCAAGUGCUCAGCGUCUUGUGGAAAGGGCGUUCAGUCCCGUAUCGUCAUGUGCGGAGUCUUUGACGGCAAGAGUGUUACUACAGUGGAUAGCUCCAAGUGCGCUGCAGAUACGAAACCUGAGUCACAGCAGGACUGCGAGGGCGAGGAAAAGGAAUGUCCUGGACAAUGGUUCACUGGACCGUUCGGGCAUUGUAGCAAGCCAUGUGGUGGAGGAGAGCGAACUCGUGAGGUCUUAUGCUUAUCAAAUGGCACCAAGUCCCUCAACUGCGAUGGGUCCAAGGUUGAAUCGAUUUCGGAAAAAUGUAAUACACAACCUUGCACUAAGGAUGAAUUGCUGCCUGUCAGUAAUACUGAUAAGCCCAUUGAGGAAGGUGAUGCGGACUGUGAGCCAGAUGAUGAGUUUGAUUUGGUCAGUUCAUCAUUUAUGACCACAGAUGAAACGAAAGCCACCGAGGUGGUUGACUUAGAUGAUGCGACAGACACGAUGACUUCAAUUACCAAUGACGAUCUAAUGUUGAGUGAUAGUCCAUACACGUCUUCAGGAGAUUCUUCUGACACAACUGAAAGCACAGUCGAAGGCUCAGGCUCCGAAUCUACUUCAGAUAGCCCCAUUUCAACUGAAGGUAGCGGAGAUGACUUUACUGAUGAAUCUAGUUCAACAGACAAAUCAACCUCGGACGUCACAAGCCUAUCAACUGAAAAGACUUCCGAUACCACUGAAUCAGACUUAUCCUCAUCUACCGUAUCCGCAUCAUCUAUAGAUACUUCUAGCGAAGUUUCAAGCGGCUCAACGGAUGUCUCAGGCUCCACAGAUGCGUCAGGCUCUACAGAUGUUUCCCAAUCGACAGAUGCAUCAAGCUCAUCAGAUGUGUCAGGUUCUACUGAGGACUCGAGCUCAACAGAGGCCUCAAGCUCUACAGAUGUGUCUGGCUCGACAGGCGCAUCCAGCUCAACUGAUGUAUCAGGCUCAACUGUUGUAUCAGGAUCAACAGAUGGCUCAGUAUCAACAGAUGUUUCAGGCUCAACAGAAGCGUCAAGCUCUACAGAAUCCUUUAGCUCAACAAAUGGCUCAGGCUCAACAGAUGCCACCGGUACAACAGUUGCAGGAAGCUCAACAGAUGCCUCAAACACAACAUCUUUGGUGUCUAGUACCACGGUUUCUUCAGAUUCGACUGAUUCUAGUACAACAUCCGCAUCAGUUUCUACUGAAAGUUCUAGCACGGAAUCAUCAGUAUCUACAGAUACGACAAUCUCAACAUCAACGGAAACAACUCCUGAAAUUUCAACAGAAACAACCGAACCGACAAGUUCGCUGGCUUCAUCUUCAACAGAGAGCUCAUCAGAAUCAACUAGCAUCACUAGUGACGGAACCACUAAUGCAUCGAGCGAGUCUUCCGAUACAACAUCUGGCAUCACUGAAUCGACCGAUAUCGCAGGCAGCACCGAAAGAACCAGCUCUGCUGAUUUAUCUACGGAUGGCACCACAGGUUCAACUGAUGGAUCCUCUGAUAGUUCGACUGAUGGGUCAUCAGAUGGUUCGACUGAGAGCUCAACUAUUGGAUCGUCCGAUGGAUCUACCGAUGAUUCAACUACUGGAUGUCCUGAUGAUUGCACUGACGAGACUGAAAGCUCGACCGAUGCCUCUAGUGACGCGACUAAGUCUUCUGAAUCAACAGAGUCUACUAAAGUACAAGGCUCUGAUUCAACAGAAACUAGUACGGAGGGUGCAAGCACCGAUUCUUCUCUUGAAAGUAGCACUGUGGAUGCUAGCUCCAGCUCUACUGAUAUCUCCGUGUCUACCGGCAGUUCCAGUUCCACCGAUGUCUCUGAAACAACAGAGUCUGCAAGUUCAACCGACUCUACCAAAUCAACUGGAUCUGAUUCUUCCAUCGACUCUUCUGACAUCACAGGAUCUACCGAUGUUACGUCAUCUGUUUCUGAUGUUUCCUCAACUACAGAAAGUGGAGCUACUACUGAGACAACCGAAAGUGGACCGACCUCAGAAUCAUCGUCGGAAGGAUCAACAGGUAGCUCGCUGUCCACCGAAGAAGGUACUACCAGUGACAUUUGGAGCUCUUCUGACACCGACUCUAGCACUCCUCAUACCUGGGAGACAACGCUUACCCCUAACAAAGGAAAGCUUCGUAAAUGUAAGCCGAAGAAGAAGAACUGCGAGAAGUCAGAAUUCGGUUGCUGUCCCGAUGGAAAAUCGACAGCCAAGGGACCAUUCGAUGAGGGUUGCCCCAUUGCGAAAACUUGUGCUGAAACCGAAUUCGGAUGCUGUUCAGAUGGAGUUUCUCCAGCCGAAGGCAAGAACAACAUGGGCUGUCCAAAAUCUGAAUGUGCUGAGACACUCUUCGGCUGUUGUCCAGACAAAUAUACUGCAGCAGAGGGUGAAGAUAAUGAGGGAUGCCCAGAGCCAACAACACUGCCUCCAACAACUACAACUGAUGAAUCAACAAGUGAAUCAACCACUGAGUUCGAUGGUUCUGGCUCUGGUGAUACUUCACUAUCAACAGAGGCAGACACCGCCGUCACGUCCUGCUCCUUCACCGAAUUUUCGUGCUGUCCAGAUGGAAAGACACCUGCCAAGGGUGAAAACUUUGCAGGCUGCGGCGAGCCAGAAGUUCGCCAGGGUUGUGAUAAAUCAGAGCAUGGUUGUUGCCCAGAUCGUCGUACACCUGCAGCCGGUCCCAAUGGUCAAGGAUGUGCUGCCUGCACUUCCGAACCCUUCGGUUGCUGCCCAGACAAUGAGACGCCUGCUCACGGUCCUGGAGGAGAGGGUUGCUGUAUUAAUACAGCUUAUGGUUGCUGUCCCGAUAACAUUCGACCUGCUUAUGGAGAGAACUUCGAGGGUUGCGAAUGUAGUUCCUCCCCGUAUGGUUGCUGUCCUGACCAGAAGACGUCCGCUCGUGGACCUCAAGAGGAAGGAUGUACAUGUGAGACCACACAACAUGGUUGCUGUCCCGAUAAAAUCACCUCUGCUCGGGGACCCAAAUUUGAGGGCUGCCCUUGCGAAACAAUGCAGUUUGGUUGCUGCCCAGAUGGCCUGUCCUUUGCCAAGGGACCACAUAACCAGGGCUGUCACUGUAUGCAGACAGAGUUUAAAUGCUGCGAAGACGGUAAGACUCCUGCUCAGGGACCCAACUUCGAGGGUUGCACCUGCGUGGAGACUCAGUAUGGCUGUUGCCCAGAUGGUGUUACCAAGGCUCAGGAUGAGAAGUUCGGCGGUUGCGAGAAUGUGCAAGAGCCUCCACAGAAGGCUUGCGGUCUUCCCAAGGAGACAGGCACUUGCGGCAACUUUAGCGUCAAGUAUUACUUUGACACAUCCUAUGGAGGCUGCGCAAGAUUCUGGUAUGGUGGCUGUGGAGGCAAUGGCAACCGAUUUGAGACCGAGGCUGAAUGUAAGGAUUCAUGCCAGGAAUACGAAGGUCAACAUGUAUGCCUUCUUCCCAAGAGCGCUGGUCCCUGUACAGCCUUCUCCAAGAAGUGGUACUUUGAUACCGAUCGCAAUCGAUGCGAAGAGUUCCAAUACGGAGGAUGCUAUGGAACCAACAAUCGCUUUGACAGUCUCGAGCAGUGCCAGAGCAAGUGUGCGAUCAGCGAAAGCCUGCCACCCUGUGAGCAACCGGAGGACAGCGGACCUUGCAAUGGCAACUAUGAGCGAUGGUACUAUGAUAACAACACCGAUGUCUGCCAUCCCUUCAGAUAUGGAGGCUGCAAGGGCAACAAGAACAACUAUCCCACGGAACAUGCCUGUAGUUACAGUUGUCGCCAACCAGGAGUGCUUAAAGAGCAAUGCUCCCUGCCUAAACAAACUGGUGAUUGCAGUGAAAAGCAUGCCAGGUGGCAUUUCUCGGAAACAGAGAAGCGUUGCUUGCCCUUCUACUACACGGGUUGCGGUGGCAACAAGAACAGUUUCCCCACAUUGGAAUCAUGCGAGACUCAUUGUCCCCGGCAAGUUGUCAAGGAUACGUGCGAUCUUCCCGCCGAGGUCGGCGAUUGCGCCAACUAUGCAUUUGCCUGGUACUACGACACCAAGGAAGCUACCUGUCGUCAGUUCUACUAUGGCGGCUGUGGAGGUAAUGGGAAUCGAUUUGCCAGCGAGGAGGCUUGCUUGGCUCGAUGCGAGAAGAAACCGGAGCCCCCUACUCCCCCACCAGCCCCGAGCAAAGUGGAUGUCUGUGAUGAGCCCGAGGAACGUGGAGAUUGUGACGACUAUACGCUCAAGUGGAGCUUUGAUAAAACACGUGGUGCCUGUCGUCAGUUCUAUUAUGGCGGCUGCGGCGGCAAUGCCAAUCGCUUCGAGACCGAGUCGGAUUGUCUGCAACGCUGUGGAAGACAGGAGCCGCCACGACAACCCGAGCCCCAGCCGCAGACCAAACCUGAGCCCCAACCACAGCCUGCCGGAAACCUGUGCGAUCAGCCGGCUGCUGUUGGCGAUUGUGACCAAUAUGUGCUCAAGUGGAACUACAACGCAACUUCGGGUCAAUGCCAGCAGUUCUAUUAUGGUGGCUGCGGCGGUAACGAAAAUCGCUUCGAGUCUGAACAAGAUUGCUCGGCGCGUUGCGUUCCAAGCGUAGAAGAGGAGACACGACUUGAAGACGAAACGGCCAAGUGUUCCAGGCCUUUGGAUGCCGGAAACUGCAACGAAAACAUUACACGCUGGUAUUAUAACCAGCAGGAAGGUCUUUGCGAUGAGUUUGUCUAUUCUGGUUGCGGUGGCAACGAGAAUAACUUUGCUAGCGAGGAGCAGUGCCAGAAUGACUGCCAUCCGGUGCUUGAUACUUGCUCCCUGCCCCCCGUACCAGGUCGUUGUAAUGACAUCUCUCGUCGCUGGUAUUUCGAUGGACGCACUGGAGCCUGUCACGAAUUCGAGUUCACCGGUUGUCGCGGAAAUCGUAAUAACUUUGUGUCGAAGAAACUUUGCAUGGACUAUUGUCUGCCUCAGCCAGAUCUAGAUCCAGAACCAGAACCAGAAGUAAUAGUUCCAACUUACUCCGUUUGCGAACAACGUCCAGAGGCCGGGGAGUGCGAUAACUACACUACGGCUUGGUUCUACGACAACGACAGAAUGGCCUGUACCGCCUUCAGCUACAGCGGCUGCGGUGGUAACGGCAAUCGGUUUGAGACUCGCGAUCAGUGUGAACGGCAAUGCGGCGAGUUUAAGGGAGUUGACGUUUGCAAUGAGCCGGUGACGACGGGACCCUGCACACAAUGGCAGACCCGUUACUACUACAAUCGCGAUAGUCAAACCUGUGAGCCCUUCACAUUCGGUGGUUGCGAUGGCACUGGCAACAGGUUCAAUGACCUCUAUGAGUGUGAAACGGUUUGUCUGGCUGGUCGUGAGCCAUCAUCGGGUACGACCAAAGAUAUCUGCCGGCUUCCGGUGAUCAUCGGUCGGUGCAACGGGGCCGCGAACCAGGAACGUCGUUGGUACUACGAUGAUGACCGUGGUACCUGCGUCUCCUUUAUCUACUCGGGUUGCUUUGGCAAUCAGAACAAUUUCCGUUCAUUUGAUGCAUGUACAAAUCAAUGUGGAAAACCUGUCAACAAUAAGGUGGUUAACGAAAUCCCAACCAAUCGCUGCGAGAGCUACGAGAACGAAUGCCGCGAUCUGCGCUGUCCCUAUGGAGUGCGACGAGAGGCCGCUCAAUCUCAACCAGAGUGCGAGCAAUGCAUCUGCGAUAAUCCUUGCGAGGGUCACUCUUGCCCCGACACCCAACAAUGUGCCAUGGAUGUGUCCGACACAGGUGAUCAGUUUGUGCCCGUCUGUCGCGAUAUAAACAAGCCUGGUGUCUGCCCACAACUGCAGGCUAAUGCCAGCAACUGUGCCCGGGAAUGCUACACCGAUGCCGACUGUCGUGGAGAUAACAAAUGCUGCAGCGCUGGCUGUGGACAUCUCUGCGUGCGUCCAGCUCGUCCUACUCGACGACCCAAUACUCCCGCUCCCACUGUAAUCUAUCCAGGCGAUGUCAAGGCAAGCCUUGAACCCAAGCGGCCCCAGGAACUCGACGUGCAGACCUCGAUUGGAGGCAUUGCAGUACUCCGCUGCUUCGCAGCCGGAAGCCCGCCCCCCAAUAUAACGUGGUCAACGAAUAAUGUGUUGAUCGAUACCAAUCAAGGUCGCUAUGUACUCACCUCCAACGGAGAUCUGACCAUUGUUCAAGUGCGUCAGACGGAUGACGGAACCUAUGUCUGCGUGGCCAGUAACGGACUCGGCGAGCCUGUGCGUCGAGAGGUUGCUCUGAAAGUGACAGAACAUCGAAAUAUGCCCGCCUAUAUCUAUGGGGAUAAGAAUGCCACACAAAUUGUGCAACUGAACCGCCCAGCGUUGAUACGUUGUCCGGCUGGUGGUUAUCCGGCGCCUCAUGUUGAUUGGUGGCGCAACAAUCGACGGUUGGGAAUGGGCGUUGAGGGUCGCUGGCAGAUGAAUCGUGAUUACUCGCUGUACUUCCACUCGAUACAGCUGUCGGAUCUGGGUUUGUACAAUUGCGAGGCCUACAAUGAAGGACGCCCCGUCUCGUUGCAUGUUACCCUCAAGGCGGUGGGUCCUGCCCGCGCCCUUACCAAUGAGGAUGCAAAUUACUUGCAGUUUAUUAUUGACCCAGCAACGGCACCGGUCACCCAAAGACCCAGCUAUCCCUAUAGGCCAUCACGACCGGUCUAUGUCCCUCCUCCUCAGACCCCAAGAAUCAAUGCUCAAGCCGUGAUCGGCCUGGAUCCGCAGAAUAGUUACACUUCCGGCUCCACAAUUGCAAUUGCAUGCUCCGUGCAGGGUUAUCCGGCACCAAAUGUAACCUGGACCAAGGAUAAUAUACCUCUGUACAACAACGAGCGUGUUCAAAUCACAUCCGAACCUCAUCGUUUGGUCAUAAGCGAUGUUACCACCGCGGAUUCAGGUGAUUAUGGAUGCAUGGCCCGUAAUACUUUCAGCUAUCAUACCAGCCAGGAGAGGGUUACCAUCGAAUCUGUCAUACCGGUAUCUCCCGAGUGCGUCGAUAGUCCGUUCUUUGCCAACUGCAAGCUGAUCGUUGAGGGAAAGUACUGCGUUAACCACUACUAUGCCAAGUUCUGUUGUAGGUCCUGCACAUUGGCUGGCCAGAUUGCGCAGCCUCAUCCCAAUGCGCUUUAAUUCCAUAAUACCAAACUACCAAGCUAUCAAGCCUAGCAUUUUUGUUCGACUUCUGCAUUGAAUUGAGUUUAAACCAGGAAAAACAGAUGAACAAUUUCACAAGCCAGCAGAGAGACCAAAAAACCACUAAUUUCAAAGCCAACAGAUCAACAA
This is a messenger RNA of Drosophila innubila, 9439 nucleotides long. RefSeq names its product papilin (gene Ppn). Gene Ontology annotation, biological process: extracellular matrix organization. Gene Ontology annotation, molecular function: serine-type endopeptidase inhibitor activity. Lineage: Eukaryota; Metazoa; Arthropoda; Insecta; Diptera; Drosophilidae. The transcript is spliced from 19 exons. Bases 395 to 9286 code for a protein of 2963 amino acids. The record is from RefSeq and is a predicted model, not a curated record. Gene Ontology annotation, cellular component: extracellular region.